AUGGACAAGAUGGUGAGCAAGAUCAAAAGUUUGGAGAAGAAGGUUUCUGGUUCUUCAAGCAAGAAGAAGAAGUCCCCAAGGCUCCCACUUUCCCUAGGAGUAGGUCACUCCUCACCACUCAAAGGAGGCUCUCCCCAAGAGCCUCACAGAGCCUCUUCUUUCGAGCCAAGGGAAGGAGAAGACAACACGCAGAGAAGGAGGAAGACUUCCAAGGCCAGACGCUCCAGCUCGACCACCGGACUCGAUCGAGUCCAAACAGAGGAAACUCAACUCGAUCGAGCUGACGGUCGAGUUGACCUGGAGGAGCCCCAGUUUGAGAAUCCGGGAUUUGAGUACGAUCCCAGCCUACCAGGACUCCCAGUAGAUGGAACCCCUAUGGACAGUUCGAGCACCAAGCUCCACCAAGGCCAAGGAAGCCACACACAUUUCAAGAUGAAGAAGAGGAGGAAGAGGAGCCACAAGCUCGAUCGAGUGAGCCAAGAGGCAACCCCAGUUGCAUGGAGCGCUCCUGAUGGCCGUCUCCCAUCUCCAGACCACGACCUAGUCUCCCAGUUCUUUGGGGGGCACUGA
Messenger RNA from Microthlaspi erraticum, 570 nucleotides. Lineage: Eukaryota; Viridiplantae; Streptophyta; Magnoliopsida; Brassicales; Brassicaceae. The record is from the annotation of a GenBank genome assembly.